AUGGCUGGGCCUUCCUUGAGUUUCCAGGGCUGGAGGACUAUGUGGUGUUCUGACGUCCACAUUCAGGGACACCAGGAGCCAGGAGGUGAAGUCCUUGCCCUCACCUUUCAGGCACAAGUCAUCAGGGCACAGUUCACAGGAAGCCCAGACAGCACCAGGAGAGAAGGCACCCCGAAGGAGGCUUCUGUGGCUGCCAAGUCCUCUCCAAGCUUUCCUCAGUCCGCCACGCCCCCGACCAUGUCUGCCACUCCAUCGUUCAAGUCAGAUCAUGACUCCAGCACCCAAGAGGUGGAGCCAAGCACUUCAGAGCCCCUGCCAGAUGGCGGGUCCUUGCUUAAAGAUGCCAUAGAUGACAAGGUGGGGGACCUGGUGGACUUCCUGCUCCUGAAGUUUCGCAUGAAGGAGCCGACCACCAAGGCCGAGAUGCUGAGUAGCGUCAUCAAGAAUGACCAGGAGCGCUUCCCUGCGAUCCUCAGCCAGGCCUGCGAGUGCCUGCAGCUGGUCUUCGGCCUUGACGUGGAGCAGGCAGAGCCCAGCGGCGACUCCUAUGUCCUGAGCAACACCCUGGGCCUCACUCUCAAUGGGAUGCUGAGCCCCGAGCAGAGCGUGCCCAAGACAGGCCUGCUGGUAAAUAUCCUGGGCGUGAUCUUCAUGGACGGCAACUGCGCCCCAGAGGAGGACAUCUGGGAGGUGCUGGGGGCAGUGGGGGUAUAUGCUGGGAUGGAGCACUUCAUCUAUGGGGAGCCCAGGAAGCUCCUCACCGAAGUGUGGGUGCGGGAGCAGUACCUGGAGUACCGGCAGGUGUGCGGCAGUGAUCCCGCCCGCUACGAGUUCCUGUGGGGCCCCAGGACCCACGCUGAGACCAGCAAGAUGAAAGUGCUGGAGUUUCUGGCCAAGAUCAAUGAUACUGUCCCCAGUGCCUUCCCUAUCUGGUACGAGGAGGCCUUGAGAGAGCAGAGAGAGAAAUCUGGAACCGGCAAAGGGUCUGGGGCCGGCGUAGGGGCUGAGGCAGUAGGCGAGCCGGAGCUGGGGCCUGUUUCAGCGCCACAACCAGCACCUUCCCUGGCCCCAGGGAAUGUCUGA
Molecule: messenger RNA, 1083 nt
Organism: Talpa occidentalis (Iberian mole)
Lineage: Eukaryota; Metazoa; Chordata; Mammalia; Eulipotyphla; Talpidae
Gene: MAGEA4
Product: MAGE family member A4
Biological process (GO): negative regulation of transcription by RNA polymerase II
Cellular component (GO): nucleus
Source: RefSeq, a predicted model, not a curated record